This is a messenger RNA of Etheostoma cragini (Arkansas darter), 2471 nucleotides long. It is a transcript of the gene kifc1, whose product is annotated as kinesin family member C1. Gene Ontology annotation, biological process: microtubule-based movement. Gene Ontology annotation, molecular function: microtubule motor activity; ATP binding; microtubule binding. Lineage: Eukaryota; Metazoa; Chordata; Actinopteri; Perciformes; Percidae. The transcript has 17 exons. The coding region runs from base 102 to 1952 and encodes 616 amino acids. The record is from RefSeq and is a predicted model, not a curated record.
UCCGAAGCGACAGCCCUAAACAGUUCAAUUUCAAAAUUCAAACGGCCGGAGAAAGAGGAUUGGAGACAUCUUUUUGCUAAAACUCAACUUACGUUAAGAUCAUGUCCCGCUUGCCAGUUAGUGCAAGCAAGAGGACUCUUUCCAGCAGCAGCUCAGAGAAUGGCCAAGACUUUGGGCCUGCUCAGAAGAAGAUGUGUAAGGACCGAGAGACCGUGAAACCACGUUCAGCAGCUACAAUCAUCGGUGGCAGGCGGCCCGCUGUUGGACCAACCAAGGCGCCUAUUUCUAGGCCGGUCAGAGCUGGAGUAGCUGCCACUGUGGCUGUUGGUCCCUCCAGAGGCGUCCUGAAACAAACAGUUGCAUCCACUAUCCCAAAAGCAGGUGGGGCUGGCGCCAGCAAACGUCCACCAUGGGACCUGAAGGGCAAGGUCAGCGACAUGGAGGGCAAGGUCCGGAACUUCCAGACCAAGAUCAAGUCUGUAAACCAGGAGAAUGAAGUUCUCAAAGAUACAGUGGUCCAGGCCCACACAAAAGUGUCUGAAAUGGAAAAAAGUCUUACGAGGCAGAGGAACCAGAUAAGUGAGUAUGAGAAGGAGCUGCAGGCAUUGUUGGGAGUGAGGGAAGAGUUGAAGAAAGUGUCUGGAGAUAAAAGCCUUCUUGAAAAGGAGCUCUCCAACUUGGAGGGAAAGUACAAGGUCAUGGAGACUCUCCGAGACAGCCAGGAGACAGAGCUGCAAGCUCUCAAGAUGAAGCUUUCAGUGCAGGAGUCGGCUCUGGCCCGCCUGCAGACGACCCUCACAAACACAGAGGAAGAGGUCUCCCUUCUCAAAGACACGGUGGUCCAGCAGAAAGACGAGCUUCAUGCUGGGGAGAUGGAGCGCAGGAGGCUCCACAAUACCAUCCAGGAGCUUAAGGGCAAUAUCAGGGUCUUUUGCAGAGUGCGCCCACUGGUGGAUGGAGGCCUCAGCAAACACAUUCAGCUCCCGGUCAGUGACAACACGACAAUAACACUGGCCAAAACAGAGGAGUCUCACACAGGCAAAACGUCUGAUACUCAGAAGAAUUACAAUUUCAAUUUUGACCGGGUGUUUGGCCCCCAGGCUUCACAACAAGAGGUCUUUGAAGAGAUCUCACUACUGGUGCAGUCAGCUUUGGAUGGCUAUAAUGUCUGCUGCUUUGCCUAUGGCCAGACCGGAAGUGGGAAGACGUACACCAUGGAGGGAAGCGAGUAUGAUGAUUACAGGGGUGUCAUUCCCAGAGCAGUGAAGCAAAUCUUCCGAGCAGCAGAGAAACUGGAAGCACAAGGCUGGGAGUUUACCUUCACAGCAAGCUUUGUUGAAAUUUACAACGAGACCCUGCGAGACCUCCUCUUCACCGGCAAGGCCAGCAAGAGGCCCGAGCACGAGAUCCGAAAGUCGACAAACAACGAGGUGACCAUCACCAACCUCACCUACGAAAAGGUCUCCAACGAGGAUCAGGUUCUCGGCCUGAUUAUGUUGGCCAAUAAAAAUCGCUCCACAGCCCAGACUGCCCAGAAUGACCGCUCAUCUCGCUCCCAUUCAGUCUUUCAGCUGGACAUCGAGGGAGUGAAUGUUGGCCGGGAUGUCAAAUGCAAGUCCACUUUGUGCCUAGUGGACUUGGCUGGCAGUGAGAGAAUGCUGAAGAGUCAGUCUCAGGGCGAGCGUUUUAAAGAGAUGACGGCAAUCAACGGCUCCCUGUCCAACCUGGGCAUCGUCAUCAGCGCGCUGGCCAACAAGGAGAGCUACGUUCCGUACAGGAACUCAAAGCUUACCUACCUUCUGCAGGGCUGCCUGGGUGGCAACAGCAAAACACUCAUGUUUGUGAACAUCGCCCCAGAGCCGGACAGCUUUGGGGAAACCCUCAACUCCCUGAGGUUUGCCAGCAAGGUGAACGACUGUGUAAUUGGGACCGCGAGUGCCAACAGAAAGUAGACACUAGAUGGUGCUUAAAAAACUUUGAUUUUUAGCCUCACAGUCACAUUUUAAAGUGCUUAUAUUAUGCUUUUCCCCAUUAUUUUAUUGUGUUGUAUAUCUCUUUGUGCGUGUUUUUAUAAAUUGAAAAAGCCUAAAGUCACCCUCAAAAGGCCUUACCAUCUCCAUUAGAAAACACUGUUCAACAUCUGCUCCAAACAGCGCUGUUGUAAUCCAGCCUUUACUUCUGUGACGAACGUGCGUCACUUUGUAACACACAUUAUAAUGCUCGUCUAUCUUAUACUCUGCUUCUGACUGGCUAGUAGUCCUUACCUAGCUAAUGCGCAUUUGAGACAACCAAAAACAACGGAGUAGAUGUGCGAUGCCUCACUCUGUAGCUAAAACAGAGAGCUAAACACACAGGGUGAAAAGAGGAGCUGCAGCAAUGUGUAGUACAACAAUAUACUGUUUUUAUGAAAAAUGUAAUAUAAAUGUAAACCUUUUGUGGUACCACCUCUAAAUUUCCUUGCCUUUUGACUU